This is a messenger RNA of Schistocerca gregaria, 2576 nucleotides long. RefSeq lists its product as uncharacterized. The transcript is spliced from 2 exons. Lineage: Eukaryota; Metazoa; Arthropoda; Insecta; Orthoptera; Acrididae. The record is from RefSeq and is a predicted model, not a curated record. The coding region runs from base 344 to 2488 and encodes 714 amino acids.
AAAAAAUUUCUAGCGCAUUGGUUUGAACACAUACGCUCCGCGAUUGACACGUGGGCCACGCUGCCAGGUCGUGACGACAACAAUGGCGGUGGCAAGAUUUUUCGUGGAACCCUUCAAUGCUAUUUUUGGGCACAGCGCAGACGCGUGAAUGCGGCUUCCUCUUUCUGCUUCAAGGCUGCGAGCGAAAGUGCCAUUCUCACCCGAGGAAUCGACGUCGUCGCUUUCAACUCACGGGGUAGCCUCACGGUUUUUCUGAUACCUUAUUUUUAAUUAAUUUUUCCUACUGUCACGAACAAACAACAAAAAAACGAACUGAAACAAGUUCUAUUUCAGCUAUAGACACAUGUCUAAAAAACAUGCCAUGAACACCAUUUGCACAAUGCCUGAUCCCUCAACCAGUACUGUAAAUUCCUUGGAUCAUUACUCUUACUCUUCUGGAGAGCUAGAAUGCACAAGUUCGUCUGAGGACCACGACGCCUACUUAGCCGAAGAUGAGGAGGUUUAUAGAAUUUCUGAACCCAAAAACAACUGCUAUCACACGAAGCUGAAAUGUUUGAAGACAGAGCUGAAUAGACUAUGUAUCGACGAAUGCCAUUUGGCCCGGAAACUCGCCUGCAAAACCAGCUUUAUUAAAAGUUGCGAACAGUUUCUCUCGUCCCAAGAAACGAACUUGAAUGAGGUCAAGAAAUACGAGCAACAGCUAGAAGCAGAAUAUGAUGUUCUAAGACAAAUGGCUUCGUCUAUGAAAAAGAACCUGCAUAAAAAAAAAACAAAGCUCUUAUUGAUAGAGCAAAAGAUAAACAAGUUUAUUGAGCGCUUCAAGGAAAUAGCCUCCGAGGAAGCAUUUGUAGCCAGUCAAAUCCACAACCUCAGAUCGAAAAGCAGUGGUCUCUGCGAAGAGCUGUGUCCGUCUAUUUUGCUGUCGACGUCGCAUCAACUGUUUCUCAACCUCGACAAAAAUUUAGAAUUAACUUUUCACCAAUACUGCUACUAUAACCAAUUCUUUUCGCAAAAAGAUUUCCACGUGUGCGUCUCGAUCAUAAAGAGGUUGUCAGAUACGGUCCUAAGCAUCGGCGAGUUAAUGAGUUCUAUCGCAGAAAUCCAAGUUACAUUCGACAACAGCAUCUUGUUGAAAGAGUUUCCAUCCAACGAAAACGGGCGGUUCCUGCAGAACAACUUGUCUCCAAAUGUAUCCUACUCCGCGAAUUACGACGCACUGCCGUUCAACAGUCAAACUCAAAGAAAUUUGUGGCAAGACGAUUUGUGCAACUCCCAAAACGGAAGAAACGGCAGCCACUCUCCCUUCUACAACAAUAGCACAAAUUUCUCGUCACCCAAAGGAGGUCCCUACGAAAUUUUGAAGGACUUCGAUUUCGUCGCUACCGAGGCCAUAAACCGCAUGGGCGAUCUGGAAAAGAAAAUUCUGUCCCUAAACCAAUCCGAUUUGUUUAAACGAGUCAACCACAUGGUGAGGUCGAUGUAUGAAGAUAAACUGAAAAGCAACAUGAACGGUCUCAAGCCCCCCUAUUCAAUGAGUGGCGCUAACCACAGUGGCUGGGUUGUACCAGAUUUCUCAAGUGCUAAAAAAAAAAAAGAAAUGUACAGUAACAUAGCUGUCUUCAGCCAAGCUCACACAACCAAAAAAGACCAUUAUUCGAAUUGUACAAACCAACCAAUCUCUUCUGGCACCUCAAAAAAUUUCGGUAGGGCCCCGAAACAGCAACAGAGCCUGCCGGAUUGCCAACACCGCCUUGCGGAGUAUCACCACAUCGCCGUACCAGCUUACACCCCUAAGGACGCUGGGUCAAGCGGUUCGAGUCCGCGCGAGUCUCGUCGUCCCGAGUCGACCUCUGACGACACCUCUAAGAAUCACGAGCCAAAAAAACAAGGAAAUGAAAGCACCCUAGAGGUACCUGAUAAAGCAGGUGGCCAAGAUCAAUCCGGCGAUCAAGAUCAAAAUGAUCAGCAAAACUCCGAAAAGACUCAAAACUUGGAGAGCCCCGUUUCUGAACAAAACCUGCCACCACCUUCUUGUCUCCGCCAAGAAGAUAAAUCGAAUACAUCGGCAGCCCCAUCUCUAGAAUUGGUGGCUACAGGUGCCAUCCAGACACCAACUUGUCCACCCCACUCCGUUCUCCGACUCAACAAACCUGCAAGCAUGGUGUUGGAGAACAACAACACAAAGAUCAGGAAUGCCGUCAACACACAGACUUCAGUCUGCAAAAUAAAGCCAAAACAUCUAGACAUCAUUCACCUAGCUUGUCCGAGAAACGGCACUGUAAAGGUAUCUGAGAAAGACAAUACUUCGAAAGCCAGCCUCUUGGAACUAAGUACGAAGCGCAAAUUUCGAAAAAUAGUUAAGAGACGAAGAAGAUGGCAUACAGAUUUCCCUUUUUACUUAUUAAUAUUACUGGUCUUCACCAAUUUUAUAUUGUUUUCACUCCUCAUCAUCGACGUAUACUCGCCCGACGAAACAAUCUAUAUUUGAACCUAAAUACUCUCAUCUGUAAAAAUAAUAGGCGCCAUCUGAAAUGUCUUGCAAAUGUAGCCAAGCCGAUAAAUCGUUAUCUUUUGUG